This is a messenger RNA of Psammomys obesus (fat sand rat), 6648 nucleotides long. RefSeq names its product AT-rich interaction domain 1B (gene Arid1b). NCBI's taxonomy places the organism in Eukaryota, Metazoa, Chordata, Mammalia, Rodentia, Muridae. Gene Ontology annotation, molecular function: nucleosome binding; DNA binding. The record is from RefSeq and is a predicted model, not a curated record. Gene Ontology annotation, cellular component: nucleoplasm; SWI/SNF complex; nBAF complex. The transcript is spliced from 19 exons. The coding region runs from base 10 to 5220 and encodes 1736 amino acids. Gene Ontology annotation, biological process: chromatin remodeling; positive regulation of DNA-templated transcription; regulation of transcription by RNA polymerase II.
GGCAGUCCCAUGGACCCAAUGGUGAUGAAGAGACCUCAGUUGUAUGGGAUGGGCACCCACCCCCACUCCCAGCCGCAGCAGAGCAGUCCAUACCCAGGAGGCUCCUAUGGUCCCCCAGGAGCACAGCGCUAUCCCCUUGGCAUGCAGGGCCGGGCUCCUGGGGCCCUGGGAGGCUUGCAGUACCCACAGCAGCAGGACAUGUCUCAGGAAGGCUAUGGAACUAGAUCUCAGCCUCCUCUGGCCCCUGGAAAGUCCAACCAUGAAGACUUGAACUUAAUACAACAGGAGAGACCAUCGAGUUUACCAGUUGAAGUCUUGGCCUCGGAGGAUGCAGCCUUUGGACUCAAGGACCUGUCUGGCUCCAUUGAUGACCUCCCCACAGGAACGGAAGCAACUCUGAGCUCAGCAGUCAGUGCUUCAGGCUCUACUAGCAGCCAGGGGGAUCAGAGCAACCCAGCUCAGUCACCUUUCUCCCCACAUGCAUCGCCCCAUCUCUCCAGCAUCCCUGGAGGGCCUUCUCCUUCUCCUGUUGGCUCUCCGGUGGGAAGCAGCCAAUCGCGGUCUGGUCCGAUUUCCCCUGCAAGUAUUCCAGGCAGCCAGAUGCCUCCUCAACCACCUGGGAGCCAGUCAGAAUCCAGUUCCCACCCUGCCUUGAGCCAGUCACCAAUGCCACAGGAAAGAGGCUUCAUGGCGGGCACACAGAGAAACCCUCAGAUGUCUCAGUACGGACCUCAGCAAACAGGACCAUCAAUGUCACCUCACCCUUCUCCUGGGGGCCAGAUGCAUCCCGGACUCAGUAACUUUCAGCAGAGCAACUCAAGUGGCACUUACGGCCCACAAAUGAGCCAGUAUGGACCCCAAGGCAACUACUCCAGAACCCCAUCGUAUAGUGGGGUACCCAGUGCAAGCUACAGUGGCCCAGGGCCUGGUAUGAGCAUCAAUGCCAACAACCAGAUGCAUGGACAAGGGCCAACCCAGCCAUGUGGUGCUAUGCCCCUGGGACGAAUGCCCUCAGCUGGGAUGCAGAACAGACCAUUUCCCGGAAACAUGAGCAACGUCACCCCCAGUUCUCCUGGCAUGUCUCAGCAGGGAGGACCAGGAAUGGGCCCACCAAUGCCCACUGUGAACCGGAAGGCCCAGGAAGCCGCUGCAGCCGUGAUGCAGGCUGCCGCAAACUCGGCACAGAGCAGGCAAGGCAGUUUUCCUGGCAUGAACCAGAGUGGACUCAUGGCCUCCAGCUCUCCCUACAGUCAGCCCAUGAACAACAGCUCUGGCCUGAUGAACACACAGGCCCAGCCCUACAGCAUGACACCCACAAUGGUGAACAGCUCCACAGCAUCUAUGGGUCUUGCAGAUAUGAUGUCUCCCAGUGAAUCCAAACUCUCCGUGCCUCUCAAAGCAGAUGGUAAAGAAGAAGGCGUGCCGCAGCCUGAGAGCAAGUCAAAGGAUAGCUACAGCUCUCAGGGUAUUUCUCAGCCCCCAACUCCAGGCAACCUGCCAGUCCCUUCCCCAAUGUCCCCCAGCUCUGCCAGCAUCUCCUCCUUUCAUGGCGAUGAGAGCGAUAGCAUCAGCAGCCCAGGCUGGCCCAAGACUCCAUCAAGUCCUAAGUCUAGCUCAUCCUCCACCACCGGGGAGAAGAUCACAAAGGUCUAUGAGCUGGGGAACGAGCCGGAGAGGAAGCUGUGGGUGGACCGCUACCUGACGUUCAUGGAAGAGCGGGGCUCCCCGGUGUCCAGUCUGCCUGCGGUGGGCAAGAAGCCCCUGGACCUGUUCCGACUCUAUGUCUGUGUCAAAGAGAUUGGCGGCUUGGCCCAGGUUAAUAAAAACAAGAAGUGGCGUGAACUGGCAACCAACCUAAACGUUGGCACUUCAAGCAGCGCAGCCAGCUCCCUGAAAAAGCAGUAUAUUCAGUACCUGUUUGCCUUCGAGUGCAAAAUUGAGCGUGGGGAGGAGCCCCCACCAGAAGUCUUCAGCACCGGGGAUGCAAAGAAGCAGCCCAAGCUCCAGCCGCCAUCUCCUGCUAACUCAGGAUCAUUACAAGGCCCACAGACUCCACAGUCAACCGGCAGCAAUUCAAUGGCAGAGGUACCAGGUGAUCUGAAACCACCGACCCCAGCCUCUACCCCUCAUGGACAGAUGACACCCAUGCAAAGUGGAAGAAGCAGUACAGUCAGUGUGCACGACCCAUUCUCAGAUGUGAGUGAUUCCUCGUCGUACCCAAAAAGGAACUCCAUGACUCCAAAUGCCCCGUACCAGCAGGGCAUGAGCAUGCCAGACAUGAUGGGCAGGAUGCCCUAUGAACCCAACAAGGACCCUUUCAGCGGAAUGAGAAAAGUGCCUGGAAGUAGCGAGCCCUUUAUGACACAAGGACAGAUGCCCAACAGCAGUAUGCAGGACAUGUACAACCAGAGUCCCUCGAGCGCCAUGUCCAAUCUGGGCAUGGGACAGCGGCAGCAGUUUCCCUAUGGAGCCAGUUAUGACCGAAGGCAUGAGGCUUAUGGGCAGCAGUACCCAGGCCAAGGUCCUCCCACAGGACAGCCACCGUAUGGAGGACACCAGCCUGGCCUGUACCCACAGCAGCCGAAUUACAAACGCCAUAUGGAUGGCAUGUACGGGCCCCCAGCCAAGCGCCACGAGGGAGACAUGUACAGCAUGCAGUACGGCAGCCAGCAGCAGGAGAUGUACAACCAGUAUGGCGGCUCCUACCCCGGCCCGGACAGGAGGCCCAUCCAGGGACAAUAUCCAUACCCCUACAACAGAGAGAGGGUGCAGGGCCCGGGCCAGAUGCAGCCACAUGGAAUCCCACCUCAGAUGAUGGGUGGCCCCAUGCAGUCUUCCUCCAGCGAGGGGCCUCAGCAGAACAUGUGGGCAACACGCAACGAUAUGCCUUAUCCCUACCAGAACAGGCAAGGCCCAGGCGUCCCUGCACAGGCACCCCCCUACCCAGGCAUGAACCGCACGGAGGAUAUGAUGGUACCUGAUCAGAGGAUCAAUCACGAGAGCCAGUGGUCUUCUCACGUCAGCCAGCGCCAGCCUUACAUGUCAUCUUCGGCCUCCAUGCAGCCCAUCACGCGCCCACCUCAGUCAUCCUACCAGACUCCACCGUCACUGCCAAACCACAUCUCCAGGGCACCCAGCCCCGCCUCCUUCCAGCGCUCCCUGGAGAGCCGCAUGUCUCCAAGCAAGUCUCCCUUCCUGCCUGCCAUGAAGAUGCAGAAGGUCAUGCCCACAGUCCCCACAUCCCAGGUCUCGGGGCCGCCCCCUCAGCCGCCGCCAAUCAGAAGGGAGAUCACCUUCCCUCCUGGCUCCGUGGAAGCAUCACAGCCAGUUCUGAAACAAAGGCGAAAGAUUACCUCAAAAGAUAUUGUCACUCCUGAGGCGUGGCGUGUCAUGAUGUCCCUUAAGUCGGGUCUGUUGGCUGAGAGCACGUGGGCUUUGGACACCAUCAACAUUCUCCUCUAUGACGACAGCACUGUCGCCACCUUCAAUCUGUCCCAGCUUUCUGGAUUCCUGGAACUAUUAGUAGAAUACUUUCGAAAAUGUCUCAUUGACAUUUUUGGAAUUCUUAUGGAAUAUGAAGUGGGCGACCCCAGCCACAAAGCGCUUGAUCACCAUGCGGGGAAGAAAGAUGGCAGCCAGUCUUCUGGAGACGACUCUGGGAAAGAGGAAGACGAUGCUGAGUGUCUUGAUGAGGAGGAGGAGGAGGAGGAAGAUGAGGAAGACAACGAAAAGAUUGAGUCAGAGGGGAAGAGCAGAGCUGCCCCUGCUGCUCCAGAUGCCACCGCGGACCCCAAGGAGACACCAAAGCAGGCCAGUAAGUUUGACAAGCUACCCAUAAAGAUUGUCAAAAAGAACAACCUGUUUGUGGUGGACCGGUCGGACAAGCUGGGCCGCGUGCAAGAGUUCAACAGCGGACUCCUGCACUGGCAACUGGGGGGCGGAGACACGACUGAGCACAUCCAGACCCACUUCGAGAGCAAGAUGGAGAUCCCUCCUCGCAGGCGUCCACCUCCACUUCCAAGUUCCAUGGGUAGGAAGAAAGAGCCAGAUGGCAAAGGUGAUUCUGAAGAGCAGCCAGAAAAAAGCAUCAUUGCCACCAUAGAUGAUGUCCUCUCUGCCCGUCCAGGGGCCCUGCCUGAAGACGCCAACCCUGGACCCCAAACCGACAGUGGCAAGUUUCCCUUGGGAAUCCAGCAGGCAAAAAGCCACCGGAACAUCCGGCUCCUGGAGGACGAGCCCAGGAGCCGGGACGAGACGCCACUGUGCACCAUCGCACACUGGCAGGACUCACUGGCCAAGCGCUGUAUCUGUGUGUCCAACAUCGUGCGGAGCUUGUCUUUCGUGCCUGGCAAUGACGCAGAGAUGUCCAAACACCCAGGCUUGGUGCUGAUCCUGGGAAAGCUGAUUCUGCUGCACCACGAGCAUCCGGAGAGAAAGCGGGCACCACAAACCUACGAGAAGGAGGAGGAUGAGGACAAGGGGGUGGCCUGCAGCAAAGAUGAGUGGUGGUGGGACUGCCUUGAGGUCUUGCGGGAUAACACACUGGUCACGUUGGCCAACAUUUCCGGGCAGCUAGACUUGUCUGCCUACACAGAGAGCAUCUGCUUACCCAUCCUGGACGGCUUGCUGCACUGGAUGGUGUGCCCGUCUGCGGAGGCACAGGACCCCUUUCCCACCGUGGGGCCCAACUCAGUCCUGUCGCCGCAGAGACUUGUGCUGGAGACCCUCUGUAAACUCAGUAUCCAGGACAACAACGUGGACCUGAUCUUGGCCACACCUCCAUUUAGUCGGCAGGAGAAAUUUUAUGCUACGUUAGUUAGGUACGUUGGGGAUCGCAAAAACCCAGUCUGUCGAGAAAUGUCCAUGGCGCUUUUAUCGAACCUUGCCCAAGGGGACGCACUGGCGGCGAGGGCAAUCGCUGUGCAGAAAGGAAGCAUUGGAAACUUGAUAAGCUUCCUGGAGGACGGGGUCACGAUGGCACAGUACCAGCAGAGCCAGCAUAACCUCAUGCACAUGCAGCCCCCACCUCUGGAACCCCCUAGUGUAGACAUGAUGUGCAGGGCGGCCAAGGCUUUGCUGGCCAUGGCCAGAGUGGACGAAAACCGCUCGGAAUUCCUUUUGCACGAGGGUCGGCUGCUGGAUAUCUCGAUAUCAGCUGUCCUAAACUCUCUGGUUGCAUCUGUCAUCUGUGAUGUACUGUUUCAGAUUGGGCAGUUAUGACACACGUGAGAAGGCACGCAUGUGUGAGUGAAGAUAGAGGGUCACAUAUAACUGGCUGUUUUCUGUUCUCGUUUAUCCAGCGUAGGAAGAAGGAAAAGAAAAAUCUUUGCUCCUCUGCCCCAUUCACUAUUUACCAAUUGGGAAUUAAAGAAAUCAUUAAUUUGAACAGUUAUAAAAUUAAUAUUUGCUGUCUGUGUGUAUAAGUACAUCCUUUGGGGGUUUUCCAUUUCUUUUUCUUUUUUUUUUUUAACCAAAAUUGCUGUCUAGUGCAUUCAAAAGUCACUUUUUUCAUAAAUUUCCUACCCUCCCACCCCCCACGUUGUAUUGCAGUUUGGGGGAAGUGAAUUGACAUUAAAGAAAAAAAGCUUUAGCAAAAAAAAUGAAAAAAAAAAAGCUAAGAUAUGAAAAUUUUAUCACACUGAGGCAAAAAGGUGAAAGGAAAAUUUAUCCUUGAAUUGAUUUCCUAUGAAUUUUAUUCUUCACAGAAUGAAAAGCAAAACUGCAUCCCGUCACCCAAAGCUCUGUGCAGUAGAAACUUGUAGAGGUUCAGGUACAGGGGCUUGAGGAGGUGAGGCAGUCAGUAGUCAGGACUCUGCGAGAUACUGCUUUCUCCACAGGAAAUGGGUAUAUUAGGCCAUGAGCAAAAAACUUAAAACUUAAAAAAAAAAGGCUCUUUGAGUUCGGAGUGAAAGUGUGCUCCUAACAACAACAGUGGAGUUGCCUCCUCACCACUGCCGCCAUGGACGGGACAGUCCACGGGACAGCUCUUCACAAUUCCUUUCGUCAUUUUUAAAUAUUUUUUUACUGCCUAUGGGCUGUGAUGUAUAUAGAAGUUGUACAUUAAACAUACCCUCAUUUUUUUCUUUUCUUUUCUUUUUUUUUUUUAGUACAAAGUUUUUAGUUUCUUUUUCAUGAUGUGGUAACUACAAAGUGAUGGUAGAUUUAAAUAAUUUUUUAUUUUUAUUUUAUAUAUUUUUUCAUUAGGACCAUAUCUCCAACAAAAUGAAACAAAAAAUACAAAAAACAAAAACAAAAAAAAAAAAGAGGGUAAUGUACAAGUUUCUGUAUGUAUAAAGUCAUGCUCUGUUGGGAGAGCGGCUGGUUCCAAUUUGCUUCAUGAAUCAAGGUGUGGAAAUGGUUGCAUAUGGAUUGAUUUAGAAAAUGGAUACCAAUACAGACAAAAAAAGAAAAAAGAAAGAAAAAACAACUAAAAGGAAGAAACACAACUUCAAAGAUUUUUCUGUGACAAGAAUCCACAUUUGUAUUUCAAGAUAAUGUAGUUUAAGAAAAGAAAAAAAAAAGAAAAAAAACUUGAUGUAAAUUCCUCCUUUUCCUCUGGCUUAAUGAAUAUCAUUUAUUCAGUAUAAAAUCUUUAUAUGUCCCACAUGUUAAGAAUAAAUGUACAUUAAAUCUUGUUAAGCACUGUGA